Molecule: messenger RNA, 2878 nt
Organism: Thlaspi arvense
Lineage: Eukaryota; Viridiplantae; Streptophyta; Magnoliopsida; Brassicales; Brassicaceae
Source: the annotation of a GenBank genome assembly
AUUGAUCUCUCUCUCCACUGUUUAGUAGUAGUAAAGUAAUAAGCCCAGUGGGCUUAUAUGGUUAAUAUUCAUUAAGGCCCGUAGCCAUUUUUCUUCUGCAAGCGCGCGGGUUCGAGAAUCGCAACUGAGUAUCGGAGAAAGCGAAUCCCUUCCGCUCUGCAAGAUUUACCGGGCCGGCGUAUUUCUCCGAUUAAUUUGGCGAGCACAAGUCCGAUGAACAAAAUUCCAGAAUCCUCGGAUGUGAUGACCUAAUCGGAGGUAGACGAGACUCGAUUGCUGCUGUGUUUGUUAGAUGGUUCUCGGGUGUGAAACGAUGAUGGGAUUAGGGUUAAUGUGUUUCUAAGGAAAACGAAUCGAAGUUUGAUUUGGUGAAAGAAUUGAACGGAAAUGGAUACUCCGGCGUCGGAUGGAACGGCUCCGAGGAGGACGUUGCGGAGAAAAGCAAGCAGGAAGAACUACGACGAGAAUGCGAUGGAUGAACUGAUCGAGGAACAUUUAGGCGGAAGCUCGAAGAAAAAGUUCAGGACGAAGCAGCAGCUGGAGAAAGAAACCGAGACGGAGGCUCUGAUUGCGUUAUCCGUCGGCUUCCCGAUCGACGAGUUGCUGGAGGAGGAGAUUCGAGCUGGCGUGGUGAGAGAAUUGGGCGGGAAAGAGCAGAACGAUUACAUUGUGGUUCGAAACCAUAUAGUCGCUAGGUGGAGAAGCAAUGUUCGGAUAUGGCUACUCAAAGACCAGAUCAGAGAAACAGUGAGUAGUGACUGUGAGCAUUUGAUUUCAGCUGCUUAUGACUUUCUCUUGAACAAUGGAUACAUCAAUUUCGGGGUUUCACCAUUGUUUGCGCCUUACAUUCCCGAAGAUGGGACUGAAGGAUCAGUCGUAGUUGUUGGUGCUGGGCUUGCUGGUUUAGCUGCUGCAAGACAGCUCCUGUCAUUUGGAUUCAAGGUUCUUGUUUUAGAAGCUAGGAGUCGUCCUGGAGGUCGAGUCUACACGCAUAAGAUGGGAGGUAAGGAUAGAUUUGCAGCCGUUGAACUCGGUGGCAGUGUGAUCACGGGUCUCCAUGCGAACCCACUUGGAGUUCUUGCGAGGCAGCUCUCUAUUCCUCUUCACAAGGUUAGAGACAACUGUCCUUUGUAUAACUCGGAUGGUGCGAUCGUCGAUAAGGCAGCUGACUCCAAUGUCGAGUUUGGGUUCAACAAACUGCUCGAUAAGGUCACUGAAGUGAGGGAGAUGAUGGGCGAGGCGGCUAAUAAGAUCUCUUUGGGUGAAGUCUUGGAGAGACUCAGGGUACUGUACGGUGUCGCUAAAGCUUCAGAGGAGAGAAAACUUUUUGACUGGCAUCUUGCUAACUUGGAAUAUGCUAACGCUGGGUGUCUUUCGAAUCUUUCAGCUGCGUAUUGGGAUCAGGAUGAUCCAUACGAAAUGGGUGGGGAUCAUUGUUUUCUCGCCGGUGGAAACUGGAGACUGAUUAAUGCACUAGCUGAUGGUUUACCUAUUCUUUACGGGAAAAGAGUCGAUGCUAUCAAGUAUGGAGACGGAGGAGUUGAAGUCGUUUCCGGUAGCCAGAUAUUCCAAGCAGACAUGAUCCUUUGCACCGUGCCGCUCGGGGUGUUGAAGAAAAGGUGUAUCAAGUUUGAGCCAGAGUUACCUAGAAGAAAACAAGCAGCCAUUGACAGGUUGGGUUUUGGCCUUCUGAACAAAGUCGCCAUGCUUUUCCCGUCUGUCUUUUGGGGUGACGAUUUGGAUACGUUUGGAUGCCUCAGUGAUAGUAGCAUCGACCGAGGAGAGUUCUUUCUGUUCUAUGCGUACCAUACAGUCUCUGGUGGCCCUGCUUUGGUUGCCUUAGUUGCUGGAGAAGCUGCUCAAAGAUUCGAGAGCACAGAACCAUCUGCUUUACUUCACCGUGUUUUGAAAAAACUCAGAGGCAUAUAUGGUCCUAAAGGUGUUGUUGUGCCUGAUCCAAUACAGACGAUUUGCACUCGAUGGGGAAGUGAUCCUCUGUCAUAUGGGUCGUAUUCUCAUGUAAGGGUUGGUUCAUCUGGCGUGGACUACGACAUUCUAGGUGAAAGUGUAAGUAACCGACUAUUCUUUGCUGGUGAGGCCACAACGAGGCAACAUCCAGCCACAAUGCACGGUGCCUACUUAAGCGGGUUAAGAGAAGCGGCGCGAAUUCUACAGGUCGCAAAUGUUUUCGGCAGUAAUGCAAAGAAACCUGUCCAAAGAUACAGUGGAGUUAACAUCGAUGUUCUUGAAGAUCUGUUCAAAAAUCCCGACAUUGCAGCUGGGAAGUUGUCAUUUGUCUUCAACCCAUUAACCGAGGAUCCGAAAUCAAUUGGAUUAGUGAGAGUUUGUUUUGACAACGCCGGAGACGAUCAAGCCAAGCAUCUUCAGCUUUACACUAUUCUUUCGAGGGAGCAAGCUCAGAAGCUUCAAGAAUUGGGAGAAAGCAGUCAUGAAAGCAAAUUGGACUAUCUGAUCAAUGCUCUUGGAUUAAAGCUUAUAGGAGCCAACACAGUAGUAGACACAGGUGGUGCGUUGAUCAGUGUGAUAGCUAACGCUCGCAAAGGCAGAAGCAGGACCCGUUAAAGAAACAUCAUUAUAGUUUCUAUAAUUAAAGUUUUGGAAAAAAAAAUAUAUCUUGGAUUAUAAAUCAAACAUCAUACAUUUUGGAUUAUCAUUUUGUUUUACUUUCUUUCCAGGUUUAUACAAACAAUCAAAUAAAAAGUUCCCCAAACAUGACAAAAUGAUAAUCCAAGAUGUAUGAUGUUUGACUUAUAAUCCAGCUUGUUUGACCUGAUCAAAUUGAUGAACCUAGACCAAGGCCAAGUACUUCUUAAUUUGUAAAUGCCUGGUGAUUAUAGUUUAUCUUUUGUUCCAAAAC